AUCUUACUUUUAUAUCUCGUUUUUUAUCAUAGUGUUAAUAACGUACUCUCUAUGAUUCUAUCAAAUCGUUGACUAUAUCGAUUACUUAUCACGUAAUGGAAUGGAUAUAUUCUGUAAGCAGAUGUAACAUAAUGAUGAAUCAUAAGAUUUCUCUGCUAACCUGUAGCAGUAUUAUAUUUUUCAUAUAUUUUCCUUGAUAAUAAAUGCCAAGAAAAAGGAAUAUAAAUCAAGAAAAAAUAUUCUACUCGAGCGAACUGAUAUAUUUAUCGUUAUUUCAGAAUUACUUUUAUAAAAAUAUAAAUGUCUUGUUUAAAGAGAUAUUAUACAUAUCUCUGAGCUUCAACAGAUUAUUGAAACUCGUUGCUCUUCCUCACAAAAGUAAACAUUACAAUAUCGUUUUCCUCUUAAACUCCGUAGGUCUACAUUGUAAUCGCAGCUGGCAAACACAUGUAUGUAUUUGGCAGCGUUUCUCAAUGAAAAAUAUUCGAUGUCACCAUUUUUUCAACUAAAAUGCAUAAAUCUCUUGAUUCGAAAAUUGUGAACAUUAUACCGUUCAAUCUUUAAUUGGUCGUAUAACAAAGCUAAGUUCUGUUUUAUUAUAAAACUUUAAUCUUAUAAAAAUCUUAUCUUUCAAAAAAAAAUAUUUUAAUAAAUCAUACUUUUAUUACAAUGAGUCAGAUAAUGUUAUAAGUAUUAUAAAGAAAUUAUUGCAGUUCCUUUGUUGUAUACAUACUUAUUCAUUUCUAAAUAUUGUGUUCGUUACCAGAUUUCUUAGGAAAAUAGUGCAUUAAGUUUACCUUUUUACAUUCUACACCGCUAUGAUGGAUGGAUGAUAUUAGCUGAUCGUUGCUAUUUACCGUUCUGCUACUAACGUGAGCGACACCCGGAUUGUAUAGUAACUUGAGUCAACCCGAUUACAGACCCAUCACCUGCUAAAAAAAAUGCAGUGCCGGGAAAUGAAGCCGGAUCUUUCAAAUGAGAGAGAGAGACCGCGAUGCCAACCAUUAUACCACAGAUGUGCGAAAUUAUUUAUAUAACAAGUAUUUAUAAUAAGUAUUAAUAGUAAUAAUAAUAAUUUCAUAAUAAUACUUAUAAAGAAAAAUUUUAAUUAAUUUCACAAUACAAUUUUAUGUCGCAUUAAAGUAAAAAUUUUAUCGAAUGAAUUUUUUUGUCAUCUCGCACGAUUAAUUAUGAAUCAUUUUGAAUUAUUAUUAUUCUGAUAAUACAUAAAAUGAGAGAGAAACAUUUAUUUCCUCGUUCCCCUUCCACAUGUUAACUAACCCCUACAUAUACGAGUAAUCCCUACCUCUUAUAUCGUAUGAGCUCGGUCAAGCGAUAUCGUUGAUAGGCGUGGGUGGUACGGAACAUGUCGUCGUGGUAACCGCCAUGAAUUCUAUAAACACAAGCACAUUGACGUGUAAGAGGUUGAAUGAAAAAACUGUCGGACUAGAUCAUAUUGGAUCUUCCUUUCCCGAUGUGUAAGAAGACAUGAAUGCGGCGCGUCCCGCGAGCGCCGUUUCUGCCUGAAAUCCCUCGUGAGCUAUACUCAAAAAGUCUGAACGACGAGAAAAUACUAACAACGACGACCAAAAGGACGAAAACGACGACGAUAACAACGUCCAACGUCAGAAGUACGAUGUCCGCCAAGAAAAACACCACGAAGGUUUCUGAGAUCGACGCUCAUGUCAGCAAUCAGUACGACAUCAUUCGACGUCUCGGCAAAGGGGCAUACGGCAUAGUAUGGAAGGCGAUAGAAAAGAAAACGAAGGAAACGGUGGCAGUGAAGAAGAUCUUCGAUGCAUUUAGAAAUCAAACAGACGCACAGCGUACUUUCCGUGAAAUAAUGUUUCUACUAUCGUUUUCGAAUCACGAGAACAUCGUACGACUAAUCGGUCUACACAAGGCGGACAACGAUCGGGAUAUUUAUCUCGUAUUCGAGUACAUGGAAACCGAUCUCCACAACGUCAUUAAGAAGGGCAACAUCCUUAAGGACAUCCAUAAGGUCUUCAUCAUGUAUCAAUUGUUCAAGGCUAUCAAGUAUAUACACUCUGGUAACGUCAUUCACAGAGAUUUGAAGCCAUCGAACGUCUUGCUGAACGCUCAAUGCCAUUGCAAGAUAGCUGACUUUGGCCUAGCACGAUCCGUCACACAUAUCGGUGAAGGGGAUGGUGAAACCGGAAGCGAUCCAACUCUGACCGAUUACGUCGCUACGAGAUGGUACCGCGCACCGGAAAUACUGAUUGCCUCGAAAAGGUACACGAAAGGCAUCGACAUGUGGUCCCUAGGUUGUAUUCUCGGUGAAAUGUUGCUGGGCAAACCGCUAUUUCCUGGUUCAUCGACGAUAAAUCAAGUCGAAAGAAUAAUGGCCACACUUCCAGCACCAACGGAAGAAGAUUUGAUUUCGGUUAGCGCUGGUUAUGGUACUAAUUUGUUGGAAAAGAGUCCAACUGGCCCGAAACGUUCCUUGAAGGAUUUAUUGCCUGAUGCAUCAAAAGAAGCUUUAGAUCUUAUUUGUCAUUUGAUAGUUUUCAAUCCAACACAUCGAUUGACAGCAGUAGAAGCUCUGGAGCAUACCUAUGUAGCUAGUUUUCACAGAAGAGGAAACGAACCUUCAAGAAGUACCAGCGUAGUACCAUUGUUGAGGGACGACGUGCAACUUUCAGUCGAAGAAUACAGGAAUAAGCUCUAUGCGAUGAUGGAUGAGAAACAUAGGAAGCAUAAAAAUAUGUCGAAAGCCAGAGUUAGACGUCUCUCGGAACAUAUCAGAAAGGAAACUUACAACUCUACAAAUAAUGGAAACUUUGUAGUCGGUCAAGGUGACGCAAUAACGAAUAAAAAUCUUCGCUCUUCGUGCGGUGAUCUGUAUAACAACAAAAACAAUUUCCAGACAUCUCAACGAACAAACGCACGAGCAAGUUUGGCAAACAGAAAAGUAAUAACGACAUCGCAAGGUCGUUCAGGUGACGAAAGUGCUCGAGUUGGCAAAACGAGGACGAUAAGUACGUCAGGGAAUAUAUCCUUACAAGAUAAUACAAAGAAUAAUCGGCACAACGGUAAAAAUCCGACCUCUCAGUACUCUUAUAAUCUUUCGAAUGGUCAUCUAGGAAAUUUGCCAGCGGGAACAACAAAAAGUUGUCUUUGUUUGAGUCAACAAAAUCAACAUCUGUCAAAAUCUCAAAGAUCCAUACAGUCGGAUCAAGUAACAGCGUAUGGCGCAAAUAUAAGAUGCAAUCAAUUAGGAGGAACGUCACGCAUGAAACUACGAAGAGGAUGCGAUAGGCAAACGCAUUCGACUCUGCAUCAACGUCCGCCUAUAGUAAACAACGUUGAUCGGUCGAAAACAACGAUGUUGAAGUCAUUGAAUGAGACUAACGAUUCGAAGCUCGGUUUACUAAGGUAUACUAAAUAUUUAACUACGACGUUGAACAACAAUAAUAAUAAUAAUAACAGGGUAACGAGGCACUUCGUAACAACUUCUCCGAUCAAUAGUAACAUUUUGAAUGGGAUCAGUAAUAGCAGUAACAGUGGAGGAAGUGCCAGCAGUUCUGAACUUUAUGCUCCUAGACGGUCGACUUCUCAAUUUCAAAUCGUUAGAAAUUAUUUAAAUCAGACGUUGCCGGUUCAUUCAUCGUCGGUUCAGCAACAGGAUCAGCAACAGGAUCAGCAACAGCGACAGCAACGUCAUCAUCGUCAAAAGAAAAUUCGAGGAUUGGAAAAAAUUACGUCGAAAACGGACAAGUUUAAUCCUAUUGAUAAUUAUUAUCUUAAAAGUUCAACAUUGAAGAGACCAGAGAUAUCAAAGAUUCAAAUGAGACACAGUUUCGGUGGAUUUAGUGUUCUCGAUAAAAAUAAAAACUCGGUGGAAAUUAGCUCGCGGACUAUCGAUAGUACCAAUCAAAGUCAUGGUAUUAUUACCGCUUCGGUUUACAAAGAUUUACGUAACGGAAUUAUAAAGUGGUGAUAAAUGGACGAGAAACUUCCGAAAGAAACAGUGAUAGUGAAAAAGAAAUAGAAAGAAAGAGGGAGAAAUGAAUGAUUCGUUUCUGUAAUAAAACUGAACAACAGAUAAAAUCGUGUUUUCGAUAGAUUAAAGAAAUUCACAGAAACAAAUCAUCGUACUCACUCCUGUUUCUUCAUCGAAAGUCAUUUCGUCCUGGAUAGAUGUAUACAUUCUUAAAAAAAAAAAAAGAAAAAAAAAGAAAAAACAAACAAAUAAACAAAAAAGAACAGAUAUCCAAUACGUUAGAUUAGAAACGUGAAAUUACAAGUACUAAAUUUUCAUACGUCGAUAUUUUUAAGUAUAUUACACUGUUUACAUCGAAUGGAGAUAGAAGAAAAAAAAAAUAUAUAUAUAUAACAAAGAAGAAGCUUUCGUCUCCGUGUUACUUUCUCUUGCAUGAUGUUUUCACAUCUUUAAUUGUGUAUCUUUAUGGAGUAUCUUACAAUUAGUAUAGCUUUUUAAUAUUCACUCGUCUACGUGAUUGUUCAUUAAUACAUCUUGCGCGAGAAAGUCAAAUGACAAAGCUUACUAGAUCAUUCGUAAAGAAUUACGUUAAUUAUAUAACGUACUUUGAAAGACUUUUUUAUGAAUCUUUUUAUAAGUCCUUUGGAUUUGGUAAAUCACCGUAAGAAUAUAAUUUGAUAAUCGAUCGAUCUCGUAAAAAAGGAAUAUUGAAGUGAGAGAGAGAGAGAGAGAGAGAGAGAGAGAGAGAGAGAGAGAGAGAAUCAAGAACAUAAGUCGUCUAAAGAAAAGUGCAUGUUGUAAAGUAUAAUUUUUUUUUUUUUUUUUUUUUUUUUAAAUAAAAAGAAAAUAAAAAAGUCCAAAGAUAAGAAAUGAUGGCGGAGAAAAAAGAAGUAAAUAAAAAUAAAUGAAAAGAAAAAAGUAAAAAAACAAGAAAAAUGAAAGACAAUGAAACGUAUCGUCUGCAAUGUUCGAGAAAACGUUGUUGCAAUUAAAUUAUAUGAAUAAAAAUAACUUAUUUAUUCAUCAAUAUAAAAAUACGAGGCACGUUUCAACGAAAUGGAUUUUCAUUUUUACAAAAGAAAAAAAAUAAUCCUGUAGUUAACACGAUCAACGAAUGAAAAAUAUUGAAAUAUAUAUGUACAUCUUGAAAAAUGAUUAACCUGUUCUAUUCUCUAUUGCAAUCUUGAAAUAGUUAUAAACAGGUUUCUUUCGAGAAAACGUGACCUUUCAUUUUUAUUUCCUUUUUUUUUUCUUUUUUUUUUUCUCGGUCGUUUAUUUUCUCCGAAAGAAAAGUCAUUUUCAUGUAUGUACGGCAUCAGGCAACGUUCUAUCUCAACGAUCGAACGCUCUCAUACAUACUAGAAAUCUUCGGAGACCUCUUAUUGUGUCGCAUCCCGAAAGAGGAUCCCUUUAUGGCUUCUCAGGUUUUCUUUUCUCUUUCAUUGUCAGCAAUACAACGAAACAUAUAUUUGAGUUGAACGUUCUAGAAGUUAAAAGUGAUGGGAAACGUCGUAAAUUCUUAGAGAAUUCGUCAUGUGCGUUUCUCGAUUUGCGAUAUCAUGGACAAAGACGAAAGCGUUAGAAAACCUUAAAACGUUUCAUCCCUUCAUAACAAGGGCAUCACGUUCGAGUUUCUCGAAUCAAGAAGGGAGUUGCUUCGAUAGCAGGAAACUUGAAAACAUCCUUUGAUUAUCAAUCGUUCUUUUCCUUAUACAUAUUUUCUUUUUUAGUAUCUAAAGAAAAAAAUCUCUUAGAUUCUAAACUCUACAAUUUUGUAAGAUUUAACACGUUUUUGUUCUGACCUAAUUUAUUAUCAUUUAUUAUUUAUUUGCUUUUUUUUUAUUUUUUUUUAAUCAUUUUCUUUUUCUCUUUCUUAUCGUUCUACCUGAAAUUAACAAUAGAAAACAAAUUUUUAUUACGACUCGAUCGUAAGUAAAGCCGAUAAUUUAAUGAAUUCGCUUAAGCCCAUUUUACGUGAAUAUUAAUGAUAUAUUAAUCUUUAUUCAAAAUACACGACACGAUAUGCUUUACAUAAAGUAAAGUACACAGAAUCUCCCAAAUUCGUCGAUACUUUAGCUUUCACUAUAUUACUCCAAUACAUUGUAAUUAAUGUUUAAAACGAAACUCGUUUCUUCGACGUGAUAUACAAUGUUAUGGUCAAACUUGCAGUAUCGUUGAAGCGGAAAUACCAUGAAUAAAUAUUUACACGAUGCGUAGUAGAUAAUAUUAUUGAUCUUCCUGAAUCUCAGAGUAUAAUAGUUUAUCGAUAAUAUUUUAUCGAGAAUCAGAAAAAUCAUCGGAAUAGCUUUUGUAACAAAAAUCGUCGUCGUCUUACAAUUAAUUACAAGAUCAGAUAUGAUUCUUUAUUUAUUUCUUCGAAAUUCUUUCCCUUUCUUUUUCUCUCUCUUUCUCUCUCUCUCUCUCUCUCUCUCUCUCUCUCUUUCUCUGUUUUUUCCUCUCUAUCUUUUCCUCUCUAUCUUUUCCUCCAUAUCUUUUCCUCCGUAUCUUUUCCUCCCUAUCUUUUUCUUUUAGUCGAUAAUCCAAUUAGCAAUCUCUUUUCAAUACACGUUCGUCGAGUGUCUACUAUCUAUAACAAUAUAUUCUCCGCUCGGGUUUCGUUUCACAUGACCAAUAAAAGCUCGGAUGAAAACUUUACGGCGAAUAACGCGAGCACUAUAAGAUGUUAAAUCGUCGUAUUUAUUGGCUCAUCGAUCGAUCGAAAGUAAUAGAGUUUACGUUAAAAAUAUACAUCGACCUGCAAUUUUUUUUUUCGUUUGGUUUAUUUGUUUUCUUUUUUCUUUUUUCUUUCUCUCUUUAAAUUAUUCACGAUAACAUUUGUAUGGCGAGAAACUUGAUCGGAAUAAAAAUUUAAUAUGUAAACAACAUAAAAUAAGUUCGCACAGUUGGUCGACUUAAUAAAUCAGUUAGCAUACCGCAAACUCGCUAUUCUCUACGAGUAUAAAAUACUUGCUCAAAAAUAAAAUCUAAGGUAGUACGAAGAAAUCUUUAUCACUUAAAACUUGUCGUAAAUUCGAUUGUUCUUACUCCUUACUUUAUUUGCCCUGUAAUUUGUUUUCUUUCUCGAAUUAGUUUCGCUUAAUCGAUUAUGGAUUAGCCAUAACAGUUCGUAAUUAUCGAUACUGUCCUAUCAGAUAAAAAAGUUUCCACUGUGCAUGUGUUCCUUUGUGGGCACGCAUAUGUGAAAAUGUGGGCGUGUGUAUGUGUAUAUACGUGCCUGUUUCUGAGUAUAAUCAUGUAAAUAUACAUUGAAGGGAAUUUAAUUAACAGCACUUCUCGUCUUUGUCGACGAAAAUGAUAUCAAUUAUUUUCCACAUUUUUCAAUUUUAAUAAUUUGAAAAUAUUUUCAAUGCUUACUAACGUUCGAUCGAUUUUCCCUUCAUUCCGAAUAAUUUGUUCUUUAAUUUCGUGUACAAUUACGACGGUAAUAAAGGGAGUACGCUAGGACAUAAGAAGAAGAUACGACAAGGGAGUCGUUUCCUUUUUCGUAAGAACAAC
Vespa crabro (European hornet) is the source of this 7480-nucleotide messenger RNA. RefSeq names its product extracellular signal-regulated kinase 2-like. The record is from RefSeq and is a predicted model, not a curated record. Gene Ontology annotation, biological process: intracellular signal transduction; protein phosphorylation. Gene Ontology annotation, cellular component: cytoplasm; nucleus. The coding region runs from base 1493 to 3961 and encodes 822 amino acids. The transcript has 11 exons. Gene Ontology annotation, molecular function: MAP kinase activity; ATP binding. NCBI's taxonomy places the organism in Eukaryota, Metazoa, Arthropoda, Insecta, Hymenoptera, Vespidae.